AUGUCGCUUUUGAAGCUUCCCGGGAGCACCACGGCCUGGACCUCGCCCGGGAUGGAGGACCCUGUGGUUCUCAGCUACAUGGAUAGUUUGCUGCGGCAGUCAGAUGUUGCCUUGCUGGACCCCCCGUGCUGGCUCAACGACCGUAUCAUCGGCUUCGCCUUCGAGUACUUCGCCAACCAGGAGUUCAGAGCCUUCCGGGAUGAGCUCUGCUUCGUCAGCCCCGAGGUGGCGCAGUUCAUUAAGUGCGCCGAGAGCCGGGAAGAGGUCGGUGCCUUCCUGCAGCCGCUGGACCUGCGCAGCAAGAACCUGGUCUUCUUUCCCAUCAACGACAACUCCAACCAGCUGGCUGGAGGCACCCACUGGAGCUUGCUGGUUUACUACAGGGACAAAGAGUGCUUCGGGCACUACGACUCCCGCGGCACCUACAACGCCGUCCACGCCAAGCAGGUGGUGGAGAUGGUGGAGUUCUUCGUGAGCUCCAGAGCUGGCAAAACAAUCCUGGUGGAGGAGAUGACCCCUACCCAGAGGAACAGCUACGACUGCGGCAUGUACGUCAUCUGCUGCGCCGAGGCCAUCUGCCAGCUCUACUAUGAGGACAGGACCAAGCCUUGGAUGCAGCUCCUCACCCCCUCCUACAUCACGCAGAAGAGAGCGGAGUGGAAAGCUCUCAUCGCUAAACUGGCACAGAAGUGA
Indicator indicator is the source of this 693-nucleotide messenger RNA. RefSeq names its product SUMO peptidase family member, NEDD8 specific (gene SENP8). The coding region runs from base 1 to 693 and encodes 230 amino acids. Lineage: Eukaryota; Metazoa; Chordata; Aves; Piciformes; Indicatoridae. The transcript has 2 exons. Gene Ontology annotation, biological process: proteolysis. The record is from RefSeq and is a predicted model, not a curated record. Gene Ontology annotation, molecular function: deNEDDylase activity; cysteine-type peptidase activity.